ACGAAGAGAAGUCGUUGACGUAAGCUAGCAGUCAAGCACCCAGUUUCUGUCUCUUUGCAACAGUUUGCAUUAACGAGGAGAAUGCAGUGUUUGAACGGAGCACCGCGCUGCCUCCUAGCCCUCCCUGUGCUGGUGGCUCUCGCCUCUCUGUGCGUUUGCAGGGCGGAGGUCGGGGGGUUCACGGCAUGCUCUCUGUUUUUCUACAAUAAGCUCCCCCCGACGGGACUGGAGGGAGACGGCACGGCGCAGAUCUGCCAGCGCUACUGGAACCGAUACCACUUCGCCAGCCUGUACGACAGGAGGCGACGCACUCCGCUGUAUUCUGCCUAUAUCUUUUCACCGGAGGGGGGAACGCGUCCCAAAAUUAAGUGGAUGUAUGAACCACAGCUUGCUUAUUCCAAAGCAGGUCCAGACAUGAUGCCUUUUCCACGCGGCCCCAUUGAUCAAAACGUUGUGGAGAGCCAAGCGGUGAUAGUGGACUACACAAACUCCAUGUACACCAAGGGCCACCUCAACCCCAGCCUGCACCAUAGUGACAUCGGGGACAAAAACGCCACCUUCACCCUCACCAACAUCGUGCCCCAGAAAGAAGGCUCCAACGAUGGACCGUGGGCUGAAUUCGAGGGGCAAACCAGUAAUCUGCUCACUAAACACUGCACAAAGGAAGCUUAUAUUGUAACCGGGAUCAUUCCUUAUGAAACUGACCGCUGGAUCAAGAAGGACAGGGUAGCCAUCCCAGAGUAUCUGUGGUCUGCCUACUGCUGCCCCUCUUACAAGGCUGAGAAUGCCAACCUCACAUCGCUCAGUCUUUCCAGUCUUGCUGCCAUUGGCCGCAACGACCCCAACAGCACUGAAGAGAUUGUGCCUAUAGACAAGAGGCAGGGCAAGCGCUGGAGAGGCUACGAUGUGAGGCGGAUGUCACUGAAGACACUGGAGAUGUAUCUCAAGCAGAGAUAUGGUUCAGCCAUCAGUGUAUUCGAUAACGGGUGUUCCCCCUGAGGAAACAGAGGUGCUGUAGCUCACCAACAGAGGGAAAUUCAGGAAAGCUGGAAAAAUAUUGGCUCAGAGCUAUGGAUUCUAAACCUUCAUUAGGGUUAUUUUUGUCUGAAAGAAAAAAAAAACACCAUUUAUACUUCUAAGAUGAUUAAGAAACCAUGGUAACACUUUAAAUUAAGUGUCUGUAAUUACUGUGUAGUUCUAUAAUAGUUACUUAGUAAAUACAUGUGUACUUAUGAAUAAUUACAAUGUUAUUAUGCAUAGUUACAAUAUACAACUUUUUUGCACGGUAUAAGCCUGAUCCUAAACCUUUUCUCCUACAGUUAUGUACUUACAUAUAUCGUGCAAAACCAUUUACACAUUAAGUACAUUUUUAAUUAUGCAUAAUAGCAUUUAAAUGAUGUGUAAGUACACAUUUAUUUACUAAGUAAUUGCUAUGUAAAUAUUAGAGACAUUUAUUGUAAGGUGUUGCUGAAUAGAGCUAAUAACAUUUUGGAGUUAAUAGAUUUGAAAAUCUAGCCUCUAGACUCUAUGUAACUAGAGGACAUGCUGUACAGCUCACUGUAACCCCUCUGACAGUGUAGACAUUGAAGGUAGAACAACGAUUUAAAAAUGAAAUUAUUCUCUCGUCCAGCAGUCGUUCGUGGGAUUUGGUUUCCGAUUCUUACUGUGUUUCCGUUUUUCAAUCACAUCCUUGAAACUUAUUUUUACAAAGUUUGAGUUCAGCAAGGUUCAUAGCAAUAUGUGCUGUACAGCAAGUCCUCUAGUUAGUGAAACGCAUGUGAUUAUACGUCUUAAUUAUGAUAAAAUAAAAAUGUGCACAAUGACAAGUAAUUUGAGUAAUGUAAAGUCAUUUUAAAUAAAUAGCUAAAAGUUGUAAUUGGUUAUUUGAACGAUUUAUGAAAUUUGCUGAUGAUUUUGAAGUAAUUCUUGCUAUUUUUUGUUAAUUGAUUUACUUGAUGUUUGUAACAACAACAUUAAUAAAUGUGUUUGUAGCCACUUUUUUUGUAUUUGUUCAUUUCUUUUAUUUUGUGAAGGUUGAUCUGUAAUGUAUACUAAAUGGCUAAAUUUUAGCAAACACUGGUGCAGGAAUUAGA
This is a messenger RNA of Polyodon spathula (Mississippi paddlefish), 2093 nucleotides long. RefSeq names its product endonuclease domain-containing 1 protein-like. The transcript has 2 exons. Bases 82 to 999 code for a protein of 305 amino acids. Gene Ontology annotation, molecular function: nucleic acid binding; hydrolase activity; metal ion binding. Lineage: Eukaryota; Metazoa; Chordata; Actinopteri; Acipenseriformes; Polyodontidae. The record is from RefSeq and is a predicted model, not a curated record.